This is a messenger RNA of Scatophagus argus, 4444 nucleotides long. RefSeq names its product calcium binding protein 39, like 1 (gene cab39l1). NCBI's taxonomy places the organism in Eukaryota, Metazoa, Chordata, Actinopteri, Scatophagidae. Gene Ontology annotation, molecular function: protein serine/threonine kinase activator activity. Gene Ontology annotation, biological process: intracellular signal transduction. The record is from RefSeq and is a predicted model, not a curated record. Bases 432 to 1463 code for a protein of 343 amino acids. The transcript is spliced from 9 exons.
GUGUCCGUCAUUUCGUAAAGCAAAACAUACCCGCCCAGUGUCCCCUGGAUGAGGAGAGGACUGGAGUUUCAGCAGAAGAGAAUAGGGAAAUGAAGUUGUUAGACAGGCUAGCCCAGCAACUCUCCUUUUACAACUAGGCAGCUAGCAAGUUAGGUGACAGACGGUCACGAGAGGGAAGAUUUACAUGAAAUAUCACAGUUAUGAAGGUCGUUCGUUUGAGCAACUUGUAGCCACAAUUAGUAACUUACUCGUUUGCUAGCCACAGCAACAGAUCUCAAAUAACGUUGCAGACAGUUCAAAGUAGCGUUACACUGGAAAAAGAAAGUGGAGACAACUUGCUAGCCUGCUAGCUAACCUUUAGUCACCGAGCCUCCUUCAGCUUCAGAGAUAGAGUUCACUCGAGAUUGGUGUGGGAUUACCAGUCUUCAGCCAUGCCUUUUCCUUUUGGGAAGUCUCAGAAGAGUCCCGCUGAAAUAGUGAGGAGUUUGAAGGAGACUGUGGCAUACAUGGAAAAGCUGGAUGCUGGAGACAGCAAAAAGUGUGAAAAGGCUGCAGAGGAGGCAUCCAAAAAUCUGGCUUCACUGAAGGAGAUACUUAGUGGAACAGGUGACAAGGAGCCUCAGACAGAAGCAGUGGCUCAGCUAGCACAGGAACUGUACAACACCAACCUUCUUAUUGCCCUCAUUGCAAACCUGCAGAGGAUUGAUUUUGAGGGGAAGAAGGAUGUGGUUCAUUUGUUCAGCAAUAUUGUGAGACGUCAGAUUGGCACCCGUACUCCCACGGUAGAGUACAUCUCUACACACCCACAGAUCCUCUUUAUGCUUCUGAAAGGAUAUGAGAGUGCGGAAGUGGCUCUUAACUGUGGAAUGAUGCUAAGAGAAUGUCUGCGGCACGAGCCUUUGGCACGGACGGUGCUCUUCUCUGAAGAAUUCUACUGCUUCUUCCGUUACGUGGAGCUCUCAACCUUUGACAUCGCCUCAGAUGCUUUUGCCUCGUUCAAGGAUCUCCUCACAAGACACAAAAUUAUGUGCGCAGAUUUCCUGGAGAACAAUUAUGACAGGGUAUUUACAGAAUACGAGAAGCUGCUGCAUUCUGACAACUAUGUCACCAAACGACAGUCUUUGAAGCUCCUUGGGGAGCUUCUCCUGGAUAGACACAACUUCACUGUCAUGACAAAAUACAUCAGUCGGGCAGAGAACUUGAAGCUGAUGAUGAACAUGCUGAGAGACAACAGCCGAAACAUCCAGUUUGAAGCUUUCCAUGUCUUCAAGGUAUUUGUUGCAAACCCCAACAAGACUCAGCCUGUGCUGGACAUCCUGCUGAAGAACCAGGCCAAACUUGUGGAGUUCCUCAGCCACUUCCAGACCGACAGAUCAGAGGAUGAGCAGUUCUGUGAUGAGAAGAACUAUCUGAUUAAGCAGAUCCGGGACUUGAAGAGGCCCACUGCACCAGAGGAAGCUUAAGGUUGCAUGGAUGACCAAUCCACCAGGUGGUCAAAGUAUGGGUGGUGGCUGGAGCCUCACAGGGCUAAAAGAGAGUUAUUAAGAUUUAAUAUUAACUACAAAAUAUAGGAAAAAAGAAAAAGAUUGCUUCCUUCACUUUGUGGGUUGUUUUUUUGUGUGUGUGGAUGUGGAUGUGGAGGUGAUUUCCAUCCAGCAACUUGAGUGGGCCAAGAACUGUUAUUUAAACCAUAUUACUUCUUCUUUAAUAAGCAUAUAAUGAAGUGCAUCCUGUCCGUUCUUGUAACGUUGGGCCUUUAAACUGUUACCAUUCCUCAUGUUUUGUUGCUUAGACUUAAGAGAAACGUUACCCCAUUCACAGCCAACAUGAGCUCUGAGGUGUCAGAGGCGAGGUGUCUUUGUUUUGGAGAUUGAAAAACUGAGGACAAGUGAAUAUAUUAUUUUUCUAAUGUCUCUUCAUGGUAAAUACUUUAAAACAUACAGUAACUCUUUUCUCUCUGAACAUUGUUUAGUCUAACUAAUUGCAUAGCUGUGGUUUUUUGCCUUAUUAUAAGCUGUUGCGUUAUACAGGGACUUAAUUGAUCUUUAUGGCUUUUGGCAAUAUGGAUCAUAUCAGCCAGGUCAGCACAUAAUAACUUUUGGUGAUUAAUGUGUGAUUAUUAGGCCUUUGGCUGCAUGUGUGGAAUUACAGAGAUCAGAAAUGAUCCUGCAGUGCUGUACUUGCCAAAGCAUUAGCUUGGCACAGGAAGAGAAAAUCAAAACCACAGAGGAAUCAAUUAAUUGUGCUGUGAUUUUGAGGCUGCGCUAGUGAGGCUAACAUGACUGAAAUAGAAACAAGGCAUCAGAUAAUGCUGCAGGGUACCAGCCAUCCAUUCACCUCUAACAUGGGCAGUCAGGAUAUACCGAUUGAUCUCAGUUGGAGCACUCCAUUUCAUCCUCAUGUACUGAGCAGAGAUAGCAAUGAUUCAUUUAAAACAUUUAUGUAAGUAAGAAUUCAUGAGGAUUUAUACUACUUGACGUAUGCCAUCUUAGGCAUUUCUCCUUUACAGUAUAAGCAAAUAAUACUGCAGUUUACACAACGGUGUUAUGGAUGCAUCAUAAGUGUGUUACACUGUAAAUCUGUUAUGGUCAUAUCAGAGCAUGAUGUGUUAUUUAAAAUUGGGUAACAUGUUGACGAGACUUAAUUCUAACUUACAUAAUGAUUGUUUUUUCUUGAAGUUUUCCUCAUUUUGUUAUCAUUUGACACGUGUCGAACAUCUGAUAACUUCUAUUUGACUGCAAACUAACUGAAUCACCUUAAUCUUGUGUAAACAACAAAUACAAAAAGGUUUUAAAUGCCAUUUUCUUGUCUAACAUUCUCCUCUGACUUGAUUAUUGUAGUACAUUUUAACAGAACAGCCUGUAACAAGCCUGUGAUGCAUCAGAGAACACAUCCUGUCAGAUAAUAACCACAAGCACUGCUAAAACCGGAGUGAGCUUGUUUAGGAUGAUGAGCACUGAAUUUAUUGAAUUUCCUCACACUCACUGUUGAUUAGUUAUAUUUAUUUAAGACUUCUGCUAAAAUCAUUGCCUUACUUUACCAAUGAGAUGGCAUAUUGGGGACAACAAAUGUGUUGCCUGUUCGUACAGUCUUCUAGUAUACCUCAUGUGAUUUGAGUGCAAAUGCUGAGUUCUCUUUCCUUUCCUUCCUGGAUGAGAUAUUUUAUUUGACAGUUUAAAAAUACACAACAGUGGUUUGUAUGCACCAUAACUUGGUAUAUAUGUUCAGACUUGAACAGGGAGUGCGACUUGGUUUUCACAAUGGAAAACCAGAUUUUUUUAAACUGAAAUAUUUCAUUGGGUGGUGCCACACGAACGUUAAUUCAUAAUGAAUUGCAGUGUGGAAUCUUGUAAUGAAUGUUGCCUUAUUUAAAAACAUUUAGUGGAUUAUAAUGAUUAUGUAAAAAUUCAAGAUCUUUUUAAUUUGUUUUUAAAACCAAAGUCUGUAUGAAAAGGGUGAAAACAUACAUUUCAGUUCCCAAAUUCAUUACUAGCUAAUUUCUCAGAUCCACAUUUGGAGUAGUAUAGCUAUAUCACCAACUGUGUUGUGAUCCUGUGAGUGUAAAAUAUAUUUUAAAAGAGAUCAAUAGACUACACUCUGUAGUUUUUCAGUUUCACAAGGUCAACGCCAGGCCUCUGUGUAACUAGACAUGUAACAGAAAUCUGCUGUGAAUGUGCUUCAUUAAAUAGACUGAAGUCCUGCACAAAGUAACACUGUCAUGUGCUUAGUUAAUGAAAGAAAGUUUGAAAGUGCUCGAGUUUCUUUAAAAAUCCUGAUGAUAAUGCCUUUGUGAUCAUUUGGUGAGAAACACAAUUUUCCGCAACUAUAUUAAUGAAUUGGAUUUAACCCACAUAGACUAAAGUCAUUAUUGAUGUCUCCAUGAGCACAAACAAGCUGACGUUCCUGCCCCACGUCUGUCCUCUGUAAUGAUAUCUGAGACUGUUUGAAUGUUGUGUAACAAAGUGACAAAUACUCAUGGAAGAAAUGAUCUAAAACAUUGUUAAAUUUGGUGUCUAAUGGUGCACACAAACUUUCUUGAAAUUUGAGCCCACUCAUGCAGUGCACUUUGGAAGGCACUUGCUGUACACAGUCGCUCCAUUAGAGGGAGCUGUUGGCAACAAGUGGCACCUUUUAUUAGUUGUACAAACAAAGCAUUUCAUGUUUUACCAUACCUCUAAUUAUGACUAUGUAAAUCACUGGCAAUAUUAUAUAUACAUAAACACAAAUUCCUUAAGAUCAAUACUAUAUAUUUCAUGAUUUAGAGUUUGUUUGGUUUUUUUGUUUAUUUGUUGCGCUUUACUUUGUUGUCUGUCUCUUUUUUUUCCCCAACUUCCACACUCUGGAUAUUUUCUUUAUUUACCAAGGGAGCAAAUUAUGUGUACAUAACUUUAUAAAGGAUACAAGUGUGACAGCAUUCAUGAAAAUAAAACUUUAUGGCAAUUUG